Molecule: messenger RNA, 699 nt
Organism: Pistacia vera
Lineage: Eukaryota; Viridiplantae; Streptophyta; Magnoliopsida; Sapindales; Anacardiaceae
Product: S-norcoclaurine synthase 2-like
Exons: 2
Coding region: 110-586 (158 amino acids)
Biological process (GO): abscisic acid-activated signaling pathway; defense response
Cellular component (GO): cytoplasm; nucleus
Molecular function (GO): abscisic acid binding; protein phosphatase inhibitor activity; signaling receptor activity
Source: RefSeq, a predicted model, not a curated record
UGAUUGGAUCUUUGUGCCUAUCAUUAUACUUUUAUCUGAUUCCUUUUUAAAUGCUCCACUGAUAUAAAUGGUUUGAGGAACCCACUAAGCAAAGUAAGAAGAAAACAAAAUGAAGGGUCAACUCUCGGCGGAAACGACGGUAGGUGUGGCGGCGAGUGCAGUGUGGGAGGUCUACAAGGGGCUGGAGCUGGGAAGACUUGUGGAUAAAUUACUACCUGAUGUUCUUGGAAAGGUCGAAGUUACUGAAGGCGAUGGCGGUGUUGGUACCAUUGUUAAGCUUACAUUUCCCCCAGGAACUCCUGGAGCUGGUUAUAUGAAGGAAAUAUUCAAAAGGAUUGAUGAAGAGAAGCGAGUGAAGGAAACAGAAAUGAUUGAAGGAGGGUUUAAAGCACUUGGAUUUGAAUCAUAUAUAAUUCGGUUGGAAAUUAUUGAGAAAGGUGGUGAAUCAAGUAUUAUUAAAUCUUCAAUUGAGUAUGAGGUUGAUGAUAAAUUAGCCAAUCUUGCUUCUGAAGUGACCACUAAGCCUCUGGAAACAAUGGCAGAAGCCAUUGGGAAGUACCUUAGCGAUCAGAAAGCCUGUGCCUAGAAUGUUUGACAUCAAUUCUAGCAUUGUUAUAACAUCUAGUAACAUAUAAUAAAUUGUAAUAGUGCAGACACAGUUAUGUUUUUAUAUCAAUUGCAUUCUCAGAUUUUCAUUAA